Capronia epimyces CBS 606.96 is the source of this 642-nucleotide messenger RNA. RefSeq lists its product as uncharacterized. The record is from RefSeq and is a predicted model, not a curated record. The transcript is spliced from 2 exons. NCBI's taxonomy places the organism in Eukaryota, Fungi, Ascomycota, Eurotiomycetes, Chaetothyriales, Herpotrichiellaceae. The coding region runs from base 1 to 642 and encodes 213 amino acids.
AUGGCCAUAGAUCUAGAUCGAACUGCCUUACUGCUGAUUGACAUACAAAAGGCCUUUGAUGAUACGCUAUAUUGGGGGCCCAGAUCAAACCCACAAUUUGAGACCAAUAUCACCAACCUUCUAGAGAAAUUCCGCGCGGCCCGUCAAAUCUCCGCCUCCGGCAAAAAGCCCCUCAUCAUACACGUCCACCAUAUUUCGGAGAAUCCAGAAUCACCACUCCGUCCAGGCGCUCCCGGUGUAGCAUUCCAAGACUAUGCCCUUCCAGACAAAUCGUCAUUUGAAGUCGUCAUCUCCAAGACAGUCAACUCGGCCUUCAUCGGUACGCCACUGGAGGCGAUCUUGCGCGAGCAUAAGAUACGCCGCCUCUAUGUUGCGGGCUUGACAACAGACCAUUGCGUCUCGACUAGUGUGAGAAUGGCUGGCAAUCUCAAGGUGACUGAUGUUUUCGAUGCGGAUGGGAAAACACAAGAGGAAGGUGAUGGGACUUUCCUUGUCGAAGAUGCUACGGCUGCUCAUGCGAAAGGUGGAUUUGAUGCUGAGCUGGUUCACGCUGUUCAUGCCGAGAGCUUGAAAGAGUUUGCUACAGUGGUGAAGACAAGCGAGGUGAUUGAAUCUCUGGAGUCGAUUUACCCAACUAUCUAG